Messenger RNA from Anolis sagrei ordinatus, 3114 nucleotides. RefSeq names its product exocyst complex component 5 (gene EXOC5). Gene Ontology annotation, biological process: exocytosis; Golgi to plasma membrane transport. NCBI's taxonomy places the organism in Eukaryota, Metazoa, Chordata, Lepidosauria, Squamata, Anolidae. Gene Ontology annotation, cellular component: cytoplasm; exocyst. The record is from RefSeq and is a predicted model, not a curated record.
UGUUGAAAGAGUUCUGAGUGACUGACUGAGUGACAAGGGCGGAGUCGCCGCAGAGGCCUAGUCGGCGAAGGUCCGCCCGGCGGUGGAGUUGUGUUUUCUGUCUGCCUGUCUCUCUCGGCGGAGCGGAUGGAGGAGGCGUCGGCCUGGCGGCGGGCGCCGGGGAGCGGCCUGAGGGGGCGGCUGAGGGACAAAGACGGGGGCGGCUCGGCGGGGCUGCACGGCAACAUGGCCGCCGUCACGCCCGACCUCUUCGAGGAGCCCUUUGUGGCAGAUGAAUACAUUGAACGCCUGGCAUGGAGGACUCCUGGUGGGGGUUCCCGGGGAGGCAUGGAAGCCUUUGAUCCCAAAAGAUUGCAAGAAGAAUUUGUAAAUCACAUAAACGAGCUGAAGUUACUAGAUGAAAGAAUACAAAGAAGAGUGGAAAAGUUAGAGCAGCAAGUCCAGAGGGAAGCGAAAGAAUUUGCCAAGAAGGUUCAGGAGCUUCAGAAAAGCAAUCAGGUUGCCUUCCAGCACUUCCAAGAACUCGAUGAGCAUGUCAGCUACGUGGCCACUAAAGUCUGUCACCUUGGCGACUUGCUGGAGGGGGUAAACACGCCGCGACAGAGGCUGGUGGAGGCCCACAAACUGAUGAAGUACUUUAAUGAGUUUCUGGAUGGAGAGCUGAAGUCUGACGUUUUCACCAACUCUGAAAAGAUCGAAGAGGCUGCUGAUAUUAUCCAGAAGCUGCAUCUGAUAGCACAAGAAUUACCUUUUGACAGGUUCUCUGAAGUAAAAUCCAAAAUAGCAAGUAAAUACCACGAUUUAGAGUGCCAAUUGAUCCAGGAGUUUACCAGCGCACAAAGAAGGGGUCAAAUCUACAGGAUGAGAGAAGUAGCCGCAGUCUUGCUUCACUUUAAGGGCUAUUCCCACUGUGUCGAUGUGUACAUAAAACAGUGCCAAGAGGGUGCCUACUUGCGAGGUGACAUAUUUGAAGAUACAGCAAUUCUCUGCCAGAACGUGAAUAAGCAGGUUGGAGAUAUAUUUAGCAGCCCAGAAACUGUCAUGGCCAAACUCAUCCAGAAUAUCUUCGAAAUCAGACUUCAGAGUUAUAUAAAAGACCAGCUGGAAGAACAUAAGAAGUCAGAUGCGGAACAGUAUCUUCAAAGCCUUUAUGAGUUGUACACAAGGACGACUAAUCUGUCAAGCAAAUUGAUGGAGUUUAACUUGGGCACUGAUAAGCAGACUUUCUUGUCUAAGCUUAUCAAAUCCAUCUUCGCUUCCUACUUGGAGAAUUACAUUGAGGUGGAAAUUGGUUAUUUGAGAAGCAGGAGCUCCAUGAUUUUGCAGCGCUAUUAUGACUCAAAAAACCACCAGAAGAGAGCCAUUGGAAGUGGAGGCAUUCAAGACCUCAAAGAGAGAAUACGGCAACGGACAAACCUGCCGCUAGGCCCAAGUAUUGAUACCCAUGGGGAAACGUUCCUGUCCCAAGAUGUAGUGGUGAAUCUCUUACAAGAAACUAAGCAGGCUUUUGAAAGGUGUCACAGGCUUUCUGAUCCUUCAGAUUUGCCAAAGAAUGCCUUCAGAAUUUUCUCUUUGCUUGUGGAAUUCUUAUGUAUUGAGCACAUUGAUUAUGCUUUGGAAACUGGAUUGGCUGGUAUUCCUUCUUCAGAUGCUAAGAAUGCAAAUCUUUAUUUCCUGGAUGUUGUGAACCAAGCUAAUACAAUUUUCCAUCUUUUUGACAAGCAGUUCAAUGACCAUCUGAUGCCACUGGUUAGCUCUUCCCCUAAGCUCUCUGAAUGCCUUCAGAAGAAAAAGGAUAUCACAGAACAAAUGGAGGUCAAACUGGACAUGGGUAUCGACAGGACGCUGAAUUGCAUGAUUGGGCAGAUGAAGCACAUCUUGGCGGCAGAACAAAAGAAGACCGAUUUCAAACCAGAAGAUGAGAACAAUGUUCUGAUUCAGUACACUAAUGCUUGUGCCAAAGUCUGUGCCUACGUCCGAAAGCAAGUGGAAAAGAUCCGGAAUUCCAUGGACGGCAAGAACGUGGACAGUGUGUUGAUGGAGUUUGGGGUCCGUUUCCAUCGGCUCAUCUAUGAGCAUCUUCAGCAAUAUUCAUACAGCUGCAUGGGAGGGAUGCUGGCCAUCUGCGAUGUGGCUGAAUACAGGAAGUGUGCCAAAGAGUUCAAGAUCGCAUUGGUGCUGCAGCUCUUUGACACACUCCAUUCCCUCUGCAACCUCCUCGUCGUAGCUCCAGAUAACCUGAAACAGGUCUGCUCAGGAGAGCAGCUGGCCAUUCUGGACAAGAACAUCCUCCAUUCCUUUGUACAGCUUCGCCUGGACUACCGAUCCACUCGUCUGGGCCGCCACUUCAGCUGAGACACAGUUACCAGAAGCAAGAACCAUGCUUUUGCUGGGACUCAACUUACUAGAUGUUACGGUCAUGGCUACUUUUUGAGAGGGAAAUGAAAUGGAGGUGAGGAGUACUCAGAAACUGAGUUUGUCCUCUUUUUUUAAACCGCCUUGUGACAUAAACAGUCAGCAGAGACUGAGCAAAAUGGCUUCCAGUUGCUGGUUUGUGACAACACACCACAAGGUGGCAAAUAAUACACGAAAACUUUGUUUUGAAUGGAAAAGACAUAAAAUUCCUAGCACUUAUCCAAAUGGAAAGACUUGGACAUCUUUGUGGAAACAAAAUGGAUUCUUGUACUACCAUAUUUUCACCCUAAUGCCACACACUAACACUGUACAGUUAAGGAGGUGGGGGUUCAGGGCAACAACACUCUCUCAACGAUAUUCCUUUAAUGGCUUUGCGCAGUUUCAAAAUGCAAUCCACCACAUGUAAAAAAAAUUGCUUGGGAUCUGUUGUGAAUGAGGUUGCAAUAUAUUGGGGGAGGUUAAUAUUCUUGGCCUGGCCACAUCUGGAGAGCUGUACUUGGUUGUUGAAAUGAACAAGUCUCUUCCCAUAAGCCUCUGUUCACUUGAAAUAAUUGGGGUUCUCCCACCUUAUAUAUUAUUUGGGAUAUUGAAGGUUUUUGUUGCCUUAUGCUUCUCAAUCUGUAUUUACCUGGAGCUUCUUAUGCUCCUUCUACACUACCCUAUAAUGCAGUUUCAAACUGCUCAGUGUAGACUUAGAUA